Molecule: messenger RNA, 887 nt
Organism: Folsomia candida
Lineage: Eukaryota; Metazoa; Arthropoda; Collembola; Entomobryomorpha; Isotomidae
Product: cytochrome b561 domain-containing protein 1
Exons: 2
Coding region: 111-698 (195 amino acids)
Molecular function (GO): transmembrane monodehydroascorbate reductase activity
Source: RefSeq, a predicted model, not a curated record
AAGCAUACAACAAACCAUCACCCUCCUGCUCAUUGUAACGCACAACCUUGAAGAUCAUUCUUCAACCCUUUUCCAGUCAGACAGGCCGGUGAUUUUGCAUUGAAUUUAAAAUGUCAUUUUCGAAUGAACUGAUGGCAUAUGCCAUACUUAUUGGAUUCGCCACCUACGUGAUCAUCUCCGCUGAUCCCGGAAGUUCGCCUUUCUCUUGGCACCCAACCUUCAUGGUUCUUGCUUGGGUUCUUUUGACUGUCGGGGUGAUUUUCUUCCGAAAACCUCGUCCUGGAUGGACAAGAAUUGGACUUCACUGGGCACUUCAGGCUUCCGGUUUAACUUUGGCUAUAUUCGGUUUUUUAGCAAUUUAUCGAAAUAAGGAAAGCUCUGGAAAACCUCAUUUCGUGUCGUGGCAUGGGCUAAUCGGAAUCAUUACUAUCACAUUUCUCGUGCUUACAGCAUUUGGAGGCAACUUUGCAAACUUUUCCGUUGCCAUUUCAAGGAAAGUUCCCUCGAUUCAGCCCAAGUUGGUCAAGCGGGGUCACCGUCUUUCAGGGGCCGUGUCCUUGACUGGGCUCACCCUGACCGUGUUCCUCGCCUUGUUCUCCGUCUGGUUCCAAGCCGUGACAAACGUUACUUUGUGGUACAUGCUGGCCACCGUGGUUGGCUAUCCGUUGGUUUACACUUUGAAGACUACUUUCUUCUAAAAAUAUUAAAAUUUGACUAUUGAUUGGCUCUCUAUAAUAUCUAGUAUUAUUAUUACUAGUGCUCGCCUUCAUGAUCAGACUUAUAUGCUAAUAGAAAAAUUUAAUCAGUGUUCACCGUUUUUAUAUAUUUCACAUGAGGUUGACCUAUCAAGACAAAUAAAUAAAUACUAUAAAAUCAAGCAAAAUGAA